Molecule: messenger RNA, 2827 nt
Organism: Neomonachus schauinslandi (Hawaiian monk seal)
Lineage: Eukaryota; Metazoa; Chordata; Mammalia; Carnivora; Phocidae
Gene: PEAR1
Product: platelet endothelial aggregation receptor 1
Exons: 18
Coding region: 1-2544 (847 amino acids)
Cellular component (GO): membrane
Source: RefSeq, a predicted model, not a curated record
AUGGAAAGCCGUAAGACACUUAUCCCUCCCCCGGAAGCCAGGCAGCUGAAGGUGGUGGUGGUGUGGUGCUGUGAGAUGUCCUGUCUCCCGGGCACCGUUGGCUUCUGCCCCAGCACCUAUCCCUGCCACAAUGGGGGUGUCUACCAGGCCUCCCAGGACUCCUGCAGCUGCCCACCUGGUUGGAUGGGCACCAUCUGCUCCCUGCCCUGCCCAGAGGGCUUCCACGGACCUAACUGCUCCCAAGAGUGCCACUGUCACAAUGGUGGCCUGUGUGACCGAUUCACUGGCCAGUGUCGCUGCGCUCCGGGCUACACGGGGGAUCGGUGCCGUGAGGAGUGCCCUGUGGGCCGCUUCGGCCAGGACUGUGCCGAGACGUGCGACUGCGCCCAGGGCGCGCGCUGCUUCCCGGCCAACGGCGCGUGUCUGUGCGAACACGGCUUCACCGGCGACCGCUGCACCGAGCGCCUCUGCCCCGACGGCCUCUACGGCCUCAGCUGCCAGGAGCCCUGCACCUGCGACCCGGAACACAGCCUCAGCUGCCACCCGAUGAGCGGGGAGUGCUCGUGCCUGCCGGGCUGGGCCGGCCUGCACUGCAACGAGAGCUGCCCGCAGGACACGCACGGGCCCGGCUGCCAGGAGCACUGCCUCUGUCUCCACGGCGGCGCGUGCCAGCCCGACAGCGGCCUGUGCCGGUGCGCGCCCGGCUACACGGGCCCGCACUGCGCCAGCCCCUGCCCCCCCGACACCUAUGGAGUCGACUGCAAGGCGCGCUGCUCCUGCGACCACGCCAUCUCCUGCUCGCCCGUCGACGGCGCCUGCAUCUGCAAGGAGGGUUGGCAGCGUGGUAACUGCUCCGUGCCCUGCUCGCCCGGAACCUGGGGCUUUGGUUGCAAUGCUAGCUGCCAGUGUGCCCACGAGGCAGCCUGCAGCCCCCAAACUGGAGCCUGUACCUGCACCCCUGGGUGGCACGGGGCCCACUGCCAGCUCCCCUGCCCGAAGGGGCAGUUUGGUGAAGGCUGUGCCAGCCGCUGUGAGUGUGACCACUCUGACGGCUGCGACCCUGUUCGUGGACACUGCCGGUGCCAGGCCGGCUGGACGGGGACCCGCUGCCACCUGCCCUGCCCCGACGGCUUCUGGGGAGCCAACUGUAGUAAGAGCUGUACCUGCAAGAAUGGGGGCACCUGCGUCCCCGAGAACGGCAAUUGCGUGUGCGCCCCCGGAUUCCGAGGCCCCUCCUGCCAGAGAUCCUGCCAGCCCGGCCGCUAUGGCAAACGCUGUGUGCCCUGCAAGUGUGCCAACCACUCCUCCUGCCACCCCUCGGACGGGACCUGCUACUGUCUGGCCGGCUGGACAGGCCCCGAUUGCUCCCGGCCAUGCCCUCUAGGACACUGGGGAGCCAACUGUGCCCAGCCCUGCCAGUGCCGCCAUGGAGGCACUUGCCACCCCCAGGAUGGGAGCUGUUUCUGCCCCCCAGGCUGGACAGGACACCUCUGCUUGGACGGCUGCUCUCCCGGGACGUUCGGAGCCAACUGCUCCCAGCCAUGCCAAUGCAGUCCUGGAGAGAGAUGCCACCCAGAGACUGGGGCCUGUGUGUGUCCCCCAGAGGACAGCGGUGCCCCCUGCAGGAUUGGAAACCAGGAGCCCUUCACCAUGAUGCCUACCUCUCCGGUGACCUAUAACUCGCUGGGGGCAGUGAUUGGCAUCGCAGUGCUGGGGUCCCUGGUGGUGGCCCUGCUGGCGCUGUUCAUUGGCUACCGCCAUUGGCAAAAAGGCAAGGAACAUCAACACCUGACGGUGGCCUACAGCGGCAGGCGCCUGGACAGCUCCGAGUACGUCAUGCCAGAUGUCCCCCCAAGCUACAGUCACUACUACUCCAACCCCAGCUACCACACCCUGUCACAGUGCUCCCCGAACCCCCCGCCCCCUAACAAGGUUCCAGGCAGUCAGCUGUUCGCCAGCCUCCAGGUCCCCGAGCGGCCAGGGGGUGCGCAUGGCCUGGAUAACCACAGCACCCUGCCUGCUGACUGGAAGCACCGCCGGGAGCCCCCACCAGGGCCUCUGGACAGGGGUAGUGGCCGCCUGGACCGAAGCUACAGCCCCAGCUGCAGCAGCUGCGGUGGCCCAGGCCCGUUCUCUAGCAAAGGGCCCAUCUCUGAGGAGGGGCUGGGGGCCAGCCUGGCUUCCCUGAGCAGCGAAAACCCCUACGCCACCAUCCGGGACCUGCCCAGCCUCCUAGGGAGCCCCCGGGAGAGCAGCUACGUGGAGAUGAAAGGCCCUCCCUCAGGGUCCCCCCCCAGGCAGCCCGCUCAGCUCUGGGACAGCCAGAGGUGGCGCCGCCCCCAGCCACAGAGAGACAGUGGCGCCUAUGAACAGCCCAGCCCUCUGACCUCUGACCGAGACUCUGUGGGCUCCCAGCUCCCACUGCCUCCGGGCCUGCCCCCUGGCCACUACGACUCACCCAAGAACAGCCACAUCCCGGGACACUAUGACUUGCCUCCAGUACGGCACCCCCCAUCACCCCCGCUCCGGCGCCAGGACCGGUGAGGGGUCAGGACGGCAUGUGGGCACCAGCAUGCCUGUUCUUUGCUGCCCGAGGUUGGGGACAGAGCCUGCUGGACCCUGCCAGGAGCAGGGAGAGGACCGGCAGACCGCGAAUAUGAGCACGUUUACUAGAGGAAGUGAAUGUGGAGGGGACAGGGCCUGGCUCCCAGCUUCCAGCGCGGGACACCCUGGUCAGCAGGAAGCCCGCGUUCCCUUUCGUCCAUGUUCCAACCUGCUGCUCCCCAAGGCCCCAGGGCCCUUGUGCAUAAGCUGGUGGGAUGAAUGU